Molecule: messenger RNA, 917 nt
Organism: Homo sapiens (human)
Lineage: Eukaryota; Metazoa; Chordata; Mammalia; Primates; Hominidae
Gene: PSME2
Product: proteasome activator subunit 2
Exons: 11
Coding region: 385-873 (162 amino acids)
Cellular component (GO): proteasome activator complex; proteasome complex
Source: RefSeq, a predicted model, not a curated record
GAGACCAGAGAUCUAGCGACUGAAGCAGCAUGGCCAAGCCGUGUGGGGUGCGCCUGAGCGGGGAAGCCCGCAAACAGGUGGAGGUCUUCAGACAGAAUCUUUUCCAGGAGGUCUUCAGUUUCCUCAUUUGCAAGUCUUGGACCCAGUGAUUUCCAAAGGCCCUUCCAGUUCCAUUUGUCAGACAUCUCAUUGAGCAUAUUCUGUGAUUCCCCUCCCUUGCAAUGUAACCCACAGGCUGAGGAAUUCCUCUACAGAUUCUUGCCACAGAAAAUCAUAUACCUGAAUCAGCUCUUGCAAGAGGACUCCCUCAAUGUGGCUGACUUGACUUCCCUCCGGGCCCCACUGGACAUCCCCAUCCCAGACCCUCCACCCAAGGAUGAUGAGAUGGAAACAGAUAAGCAGGAGAAGAAAGAAGUCCAUAAGUGUGGAUUUCUCCCUGGGAAUGAGAAAGUCCUGUCCCUGCUUGCCCUGGUUAAGCCAGAAGUCUGGACUCUCAAAGAGAAAUGCAUUCUGGUGAUUACAUGGAUCCAACACCUGAUCCCCAAGAUUGAAGAUGGAAAUGAUUUUGGGGUAGCAAUCCAGGAGAAGGUGCUGGAGAGGGUGAAUGCCGUCAAGACCAAAGUGGAAGCUUUCCAGACAACCAUUUCCAAGUACUUCUCAGAACGUGGGGAUGCUGUGGCCAAGGCCUCCAAGGAGACUCAUGUAAUGGAUUACCGGGCCUUGGUGCAUGAGCGAGAUGAGGCAGCCUAUGGGGAGCUCAGGGCCAUGGUGCUGGACCUGAGGGCCUUCUAUGCUGAGCUUUAUCAUAUCAUCAGCAGCAACCUGGAGAAAAUUGUCAACCCAAAGGGUGAAGAAAAGCCAUCUAUGUACUGAACCCGGGACUAGAAGGAAAAUAAAUGAUCUAUAUGUUGUGUGGA